GGCUGACUGGCCGUUCUUCGGGCUCUUGUCGUUGGCAAGCAAGCAAGCGGCACUGACGCCGCAGGUGGUGGAGCAUUUGCACAUCAAGGGCAUCGAGGAGAUUCGGCCUCUGCCUAUGCCUCGGAUCCGUUGCAUCCUGCGGGUCGGCAACCACAUCUCCCUGGAGCAGAAGCUGCCGGUGAAUUUCCGGUCCAAGCGGAAGUCCACGCCUCAGCUCCUGUUGAGCACGGACGCCUGCAGUCUGCUGGGCACGGCGGCCUCCAACUUCCACCACGCCCGGCGCGAGGUGCGGCGGCUGCUGGCCACGGAGCCGAAGGAGCGGCAGCGCUACGACCGCCUGGUGAACUGGACCUGCGAAGGAGCCGCUUCGCGGAGGAGUCUGUCGCCCGGCCAGUGCCAGGAUCUGAGCCUGUCGCAGUGCCUGGGCCUCGACGGCACCUUGGCGGUGCCCGCCUGCAGGCUGCAGCCCCGGGCGCUGGGCGGCCUACGGCUGCGGCGGAAGAUGCGACUGGACGCCACCCGCGUCAGCAGCUGGGUGGACCAGGGCGAGCGCCUCUUCCGAGUCUUCGUGGAGAGGCACGGCCUGUUCCUCGCCUUGUGGGCCGCCGCGCAGCCCGAGCUGGCGCCUGUGAGGGGCGCCACAGCCGGAGCUGAGGCGGAGGAGGCUGAGUGGCCAGACCCCGAGGAGGUGAAGCUGAGGGAGACCAUGUUCGACGUGCUGCACAGCUUGCAGCAGGAGAUCUCCUGGGACAUCUGAGAUCAGCUGAAAGGAGAAGACCUCGGGGCCUUGGCCGAGGCGAAUGCCCUAAAACUGGGCUGCUUCUCAACUAAACAUAGGUGCUGUGCCUAGCAAAAAAAGCGAGCAAGGUGGAUGUCCUAAAUGGGCU
Molecule: messenger RNA, 887 nt
Organism: Effrenium voratum
Lineage: Eukaryota; Dinophyceae; Suessiales; Symbiodiniaceae
Source: the annotation of a GenBank genome assembly